CUGGAACGUAGCGGGGUGGGGCCCCUCUGAUGCGCAACCAGAAAGCCGAUCCAGACCGCGAAUGCAAUGGGCUCCUCACUGCAAAUUCAGUCUAUUUCAGUUUAAAUUAUAUUAGCUGUGUAGAACUAGUAGCCUACAAAGGACUUUCCUCAUUUGUAUUAUAAGGCUCUUCAAUUUCUUACCAUCCAGCAAGCAUCGUAGGAUUUCUGAAAAAUAGAGACAUAGGUAGACACGUACAUUUUUCUGACUGGACAGAAUUUGAGUGGGCGCAGGGAGCAUCAUUUUCCCGUCUCUGGUCCGUGAGUAGGACGUUCAUUCAGGCCUCUCUCACCAGUAGCCUAACACUUUGAUUCAGAUUUGAAGUGCAUAGGUUAUUAUAUAUCCAUCGUUGAUUAUGGCCUGGCCGUGCAUCACACGGGCUUGCUGCAUUAACCGCUUCUGGAGUGAGUUAGACAAAGCGGACAUCGCCGUGCCUUUGGUUUUCACGAAAUAUUCGGAUGUGGCCGAGGUGCAACAUCUCCAUCCUCAGCCUCCAUCUAGACAGACGAGGACCGGCCCCAUCACCAUAGAAACCCAGCCUUCUCACAGUGAACAGGAGGCGGCGGCGGCGGUAAAGGCACCGCCCGCGAAUGGUGCCGCAUCAGGAAAACAUGGCUGUAGUGCGUCUGUGAUGCGCCAGGAUUUCAGGGAAUGGAAAGAUAUACGCCCGGAGCCCAGCUGCAAACCCAAGAAUGAAUAUCACCCCUCCGCGACACCUUUCCACAACGUAACACAGUAUCAGAAGGAUUAUAAGCCAUGGCCUGUCCCGAAAAAGGGAGACCACCCCUGGAUCCCCAAACCCAGCCCAACCGCCUCCUCCGAUGCCCAAGAACGGGGCGUGGGAACCACAUCGAAGCAUGCAACUACAGAGCCCGAGAGCGGUGUGGAGAAGAGUGAAAUUGAAGAAAAGGUGCAAGAGAAAGAAUCCAAAGAGAGGAAAAAGAAACCAGUGAAGAAGGAGAAAACUGUAGAGAAGAAAGUGAGUGCCAAAAUGGAGGGACAGCCACCGGCAGAUGUCACUGUGGAGGGGAAAGGAAGGGCAGCAGCAGACGCGCUGAACAGACAGAUAAAACAGGUCGUCUCAACUGGCACUGGCAGCUCUUAUAGAAAUGAGUUCAAGGCGUACAAAGACGUGAAGCCAGUGAAGGCAACCAAGCCCCAGUCUCAGUACAAACCGCCUGCGGAUGACAAGGACAAGUCCAGCCUGGAGACCAGCUACAGCGCCACCUACAAGGGGGAGCAGGCUAAGGGGCAGCCCACCGACAACAAGCUGCUGGAGCGCAGGAGGAUACGCAGCCUGUACAAUGAGCCGGGCAGCAAGGAGACCACCAAGGUGGACAAGACAAAAACCAAACCAAAAAAGACAACAACAACGAGCAAAAUGGUGAAAAAGGCGAAAGAGAAGACCAUCGCUGGUGCACUGUCAACCAAGAAGAAAACCUCCGCGAGCACCAAGCCAGACGAGUCCAAGCCAGAGGGAGGCGUUAUCUCAAAGAAGAGCAAAGAGAUAAGCAAUAGACUGGCUGAGGCAAAAAAGUAAAAACAAAACAUCUCUGCACUACUUUAUUUAGGGAAUUAAAGGCUGCCUAAUGAAUUAGAGGACUCUCAUCCAUUUGGUCUUUCUCUUUCUCUCUGUAUUUUCCUUCAUGUUCCUCAUCUCUAUGUAUACGCACUAGAUGUGGAGCUUUUAAGUUGACAUUUUGACGUUUUCACCAUGCUGUCGUUUAACUAUAAUGUCUUGUGCGUGUCUGUGUGAUCGCGGGUGUGUGUGUGCGAGUGUGCACUUACUCUCUCUGUUAUAAGUUCAGCACAUAUUUCGCACAUUAUUUUGUUGCAUUUGUCAAUCUUUUGUAGAAAUAAAACCAUUGUAAAACAGAGAGUCAUUGAUACACAUAGUGUACGUAGAGAACCAUAUAUGGCUCUUAAAUGGCUGUUGAAGGCAGUGAGAGGUUUUGAUUGUUUUUCUGACUAUCUAUCCUCAUAGUGAUGAUGGACUGUCUCUGUUCUUCUUUUCCAUCUCUUAGACUGCAUUGACUAUGUGGUCCCUGCAGAUAUAAAAUCUUAAUUACUGUAGCGUUUCCUGGUUACAGUGACUCCACUCUUUGGACCUAGAUUUCAUUUAAUUAUUUGGAAAGAUUUCUGGUUUCAUCAAUUUGGUUGCUAAGGAACCAGCUGAACUGUAAUGUCAUUUCUACAGCUUGCAUGUAAGGCCCUCUUUCUGGUUGUAUAGUAGCAUUCUAGUAUCCUAUUCCCACGGUCACAAUCUAGUUUGUAAUUGAAAUCAUUCAUGAGAAAUCAAAGGGGGCAAACCAUUUCCAGAAUAACUGCAUGUGUAGUGAUAGUCUGAUCUCAUACCAUAAGUGUCUACACAAAUAAACAACAAAACUGUCACUGACUUACAGUACAAAAGAUGGCACGUAGUAUUCUAGUGCCUACUGAAUACUGAGCUACAUCCUUCCCUGUAGCUCAGUUGGUAGAGCAUGGUGUUUGCAACGCCAGGGUUGUGGGUUCGGUUCCCACGGGGGGCCAGCACCGGGAAAAAAAAUGUAUGAAAUUGUAUGAAAUGUAUGCAUUCACUACUGUAAGUCGCUCUGGAUAAGAGCGUCUGCUAAAUGACAAAAAUGUAAAUGUAAAAAAUGUACUGAAGCUGUUAUGUCAACCCACCAGCUUUGUAGUUCUGCCUUCACACAGGUGGUUCUACUGCCUUCUUCAAUGUGAGAACCACUUUGUCAACUUUCCAGUUAUUUGAUACAGUAUGAAAACUGAUGUAUUUCUGAUAAUACACAUCUCUUUAAUUAUAUGUCGUUAUUUUAUCCAUUACAAAGCUGUGAUGCUAUUUGUGUGCAAAACCAUGUAUAAUGUUAAAAAUGAGCAUAUGUAUGAUAUAGGAAAUAGGAUUUUGUAUUUACUCAAUCACCUCCACUUUCUUCAAUGGGCUCAGUAGUUAGGUGUAAAAAGAUAAGGAGUGGGCCAGGAUUAGAAGAUCAAAAUCGCUUUUUGGAACAUGCAGCUGCCUGUCUGGAACCAUUGAUAUCAGAUCAAUUCACAGUGAAUGUGAGUGCUACUCUCACCCUGUCUCUCUUAUGUCUGUGUACCUGCAGUCCGCCAGUGUGUUACAGUAUGUGGCAGUCCUCCUCCCAUAUGCUGUUGUGCGUCUGCUACUGUCUAUUGUAUCCCCAGACCAGCCUGCUCUCUGCUGCCUGUCAGGGUUCACUGUGUUAGACCUCCGCAGCCCACCGGCUCCUAGCGCCUGCCCCCCAGUACAGUAACUAACGUGUUGAGCACACCACACCUCGGUGCUAUGACUCUCUGAACUAUAUGCUGUCAGUUUGAUGCUAAUGUACUCAAACCGUGUGAAAUGAUGACAAUAUGAUGUCAUAUACUGCAGAUGUGUUGUGAUUGUGUGCUUGUAUUCUCAGCUUGCUCUGAAUGAACUGAUUAAAAAUGUUGAAGCAGAA
This is a messenger RNA of Salmo salar (Atlantic salmon), 3497 nucleotides long. It is a transcript of the gene ma6d1, whose product is annotated as MAP6 domain-containing protein 1. Gene Ontology annotation, cellular component: cis-Golgi network; Golgi-associated vesicle; microtubule. Gene Ontology annotation, molecular function: calmodulin binding; microtubule binding. Gene Ontology annotation, biological process: microtubule cytoskeleton organization; regulation of microtubule cytoskeleton organization; cytoskeleton-dependent intracellular transport. The record is from RefSeq and is marked provisional. Lineage: Eukaryota; Metazoa; Chordata; Actinopteri; Salmoniformes; Salmonidae.